Elgaria multicarinata webbii is the source of this 1077-nucleotide messenger RNA. It is a transcript of the gene SDHAF4, whose product is annotated as succinate dehydrogenase complex assembly factor 4. Gene Ontology annotation, biological process: mitochondrial respiratory chain complex II assembly. The record is from RefSeq and is a predicted model, not a curated record. The transcript is spliced from 3 exons. Lineage: Eukaryota; Metazoa; Chordata; Lepidosauria; Squamata; Anguidae. Bases 57 to 380 code for a protein of 107 amino acids. Gene Ontology annotation, cellular component: mitochondrion.
UAGCCUGGGACCUCGGGAGCCGCGUCCGAGCAGACUAGGCCUGGUCCAGCCAGGCAAUGGCUCUGAGACUGUCGUUCGACUUGGGCCGCUCUUUAGUCCCCGUAGUGGGACAAACCAGGCCAGUUUUUCUGCACAGCUCUUUGGGAAGUACUAACGUUAGCACAGAAGGAAAUGCUGCAUUUACCAAGCAACCUCUUAAGAAACCAAAAUUGCCGGUAGGCCGUUUUGAUGAGUCAGAAGCAUCUAGUACAGAGAAGGAGCCAUUAGAAAAAUUUCCAGAUGACAUCAAUCCUGUUACUAAAGAGAAGGGAGGACCCAAAGGCCCUGAACCUACGCGUUAUGGAGACUGGGAACGGAAAGGACGUUGUAUUGAUUUUUAAAGGGCCCCAUACUUUAACAUUACUGAUAUUUGGAUAGAGGUAAAACUGAUGAAGAAAUAUCACCCAGAUGAGGCAAACUUCCUUUCUGCUUUUAUGUGCAGUAAAGUGCCAUAUUUCCAGGAUUUAUUUAAUUACAUUUGAGAGGGAUACUUUCUGGGGAUAAAUAUAUGUUAAGGUACAAUGGUGUGUUUGCCUUCUUUGACUAACCUUGGAGGAAGUCCUGUGGGAUUUAACUCUAUGUAAGACUUUAAAGACUGAUCCAUGUGACCAAACCUUUUCAGUAAUGCAGAUUGCAGAGUUAAUGUCAAAUAAAAUCUAUGUUUGUUACUUACAGUCUAAUGUGAGGUAAAGCAAUUGAUUGACUGCUCUCUUUAUAGUGUUAUGAAGCAGGUAACAUUUCCCACUUAAUGGGUAAAACACAGUUUAGGCAUCUGAUGGAGGAAAUUGCUGCUAUUCAUCUGACUAUAAAGCAUUUUCAAGUGCCACGUUUAUACCAUUUUUAGAUGUUUGAACUGAACACACUGAAUACUGUGCAAUGGUAUUCCCUGAAUAUUAUCCACAAUUCAUAUUUACGUACUUUUUCAUUUUAGAUUGUUAAUUGUUUAACCAGUAAUUUAUUGUGAUUCUCCUACCCCUAAUAUAUUUUUCCAUUGGUCCCAAUGCUGAAUAAAUUGCUUUUCCGUCUCUCUGGAAGAAA